CGCCACUGCUUCCCCGGUCCCGCCCGGUCGCCGCGCGUCGCGAUGGAGGCGGCGGGGCCCACGGGCCGCGGCGGGCCCUCGGCGGCGGGCAGCCGGGCCCGGUACAGCACAGGCACGCUCGAGCUAGUGAGAGCGAUGAUGGAGGAGUUGCAGGUGACGCAUUCCCAGAAGCGAUACCUGAUGGACUAUGUGAAACGAGGAGAUGCCCUGCCCCUUCAGAGAUUCCCCCCGUCCAGCAAACAGCCAGUGCCUGUUUCCUGCUCAGCAGCCCGUCAGCCACACAGGCUUCCAGCUAGACCACUUCUCCGUCCUGCCAAGGUCUGCCAGGCAGGAGAUGCCUACACCCGAGAGAAAUUCAAGCCACAGCCCACACGAGAUUUGGAAAAGGAGAAGAGAAGACUUCAAAACAUCUUAGCAACAGGGAAGGAUGAGGUGGACGAUGAGGUGGAGCAGGUGUUCAUUCAGAAAAAGGAAGAGGAGAUAGCUGAGCCUGACCGGUUUGAAGAAUUGAUGAAUGAAAUUCAAGAGAGGAGGGAAUUCCUGGCAGAAAUGGAAGCUCUAGGACAGGGCAAGAAGUAUGAAGGGAUCGUCCUCACUGAAAUCUCACAGAAAUUGCAUGAGAUGGAGAUCAUUGACAAGAAGAGAAGUGAGGAAACGAGAAAUAUCAUGACAAAAGCCUUCCCUGUUGGGAACAAAUCCAAUCUCCAAGACUAGGCCAAGGGCAAAACACAAGUGGAAUUUGUUCC
Molecule: messenger RNA, 746 nt
Organism: Prinia subflava (tawny-flanked prinia)
Lineage: Eukaryota; Metazoa; Chordata; Aves; Passeriformes; Cisticolidae
Gene: C4H22orf23
Product: chromosome 4 C22orf23 homolog
Exons: 6
Coding region: 43-714 (223 amino acids)
Source: RefSeq, a predicted model, not a curated record